Oncorhynchus masou masou (cherry salmon) is the source of this 4319-nucleotide messenger RNA. RefSeq names its product retinoic acid receptor RXR-alpha-B-like. Gene Ontology annotation, biological process: cell differentiation; anatomical structure development; retinoic acid receptor signaling pathway. Gene Ontology annotation, cellular component: nucleus. Lineage: Eukaryota; Metazoa; Chordata; Actinopteri; Salmoniformes; Salmonidae. The transcript has 11 exons. Bases 193 to 1728 code for a protein of 511 amino acids. Gene Ontology annotation, molecular function: zinc ion binding; nuclear receptor activity; retinoic acid-responsive element binding. The record is from RefSeq and is a predicted model, not a curated record.
UGGUGGGACAAAACACAGUAAGCGGAAGGUAUUGUGAAUCUGAAUUCACGUCCGGAUUUCACGAAGUCGGCGGUGACAUCGCUGGAUUUUGACCAAGGCUAGAACUGUCACUUUCACUAGAGCAUACGUUUGGCUUCUUGAUCUGUCAUAGGCCGGUAUUGCUGUUGGGAAGAUCCGCUGGUAUGAGCUAACAUGGAAACCAAACCAUUCCUUUCUUUUGGCUUCCUCAAGAGCCAGUGCUCGGUAGCCCCACCUCCUCAGCGAUGGUGCCCGGGGGAGACGGGCGGCUCGCCCACAGCAUGCUUGUGCUUCACAGGCAUUUGCCCACUUCACCAGCCCAGGAGACCCACAGACCCCUCCGGUCAGCUGUCCUCACCAUCGCUCCGCUCACACCACGCCCAUAGGAGAAUGGGUGCUCACCGAUUGCACCCAUCUCUGCUCAUCCCAUCGUCUGUGAGCUCCUCAGGACCUCCACACUCACCCAUCUGCACCCGGAGCUCGCCCAUCACCAGCCUGGCUUUGCCCUUUUCUGUCAGCAGCCGUCCAGCGGGACACCACUCUACCUCCUCCAGCAUGGGCUUCAGCCCGCAGCUCAGCUUCCCAGUGAUCCCCAGUAGCAGCAUCAUUAUCAGCACAGAGGACAUCAAACCCCCACUGGGCCAAAACAGAUGGCUAAAGGUUCCUUCUCAGCCCACAUGCACCUGUCUCUCCUUUAACAAACACAUCUGUGCCAUCUGUGGAGACCGCGCCUCAGGUAAACACUAUGGAGUAUAUAGCUGUGAAGGUUGCAAGGGCUUCUUCAAGAGAACAGUGAGGAAAGAGCUGACGUAUACCUGUCGAGACAACAAGGACUGUCUGAUUGACAAGCGCCAACGCAACCGAUGUCAGUACUGCCGCUACCAGAAGUGUCUGGCCAUGGGCAUGAAGAGAGAAGCUGUGCAGGACGAGCGCCAGAGAGCCAAGGAGAGGCGCGAGAGUGAGGCGGACUCGUUAGGUUGUGCUAACGAAGACAUGCCUGUGGAGAGGAUAGAGGAGGCGGAGCUCGCUGUGGAGCUAAAGACCAAGACAUGCAUCAAGGGGAGCCUGGGCGUGCCCACCAACUCACCCAACGACCCUGUGACCAAUAUAUGCCAGGCAACAGACAAGCAGCUCUUUAACUUGGUGGAGUGGGCCAAGAUGAUCCCCCACUUCUCAGAGCUGGCCCUGGACGACCAGGUCAUCCUCCUAAGAGCAGGGUGGAAUGAGCUCCUCAUAGCUUCUUUCUCCCAUCGCUCCAUCACUGUGAACGACAGCAUUCUGCUAGCAAACGGACUCCAACUGCAUCGCAACAGCGCCCACAGUGCAGGGGUGGGGUCCAUCUUUGACAGAGUGCUGACUGAGCUUGUGUCGAAAAUGCGAGACAUGCUGAUGGACAAGUCUGAGUUAGGGUGCCUUCGAGCCAUCGUUCUCUUCAACCCAGACUCAAAAGGCUUGUCAAACCCAGGGGAGGUUGAGGCUCUCAGAGAAGGGGUAUAUGCUUCACUGGAGGCAUACUGUAAACACAAAUACCCCGGCCAACCAGGAAGAUUUGCCAAACUGUUACUUCGAUUGCCAGCCCUACGUUCCAUUGGCCUCAGGUUUCUAGAGCACCGGUUCUUCUUCAAACUGAUAGGGGAUACACCCGUUGACACAUUCCUCACGGAAAUGUUGGAAGCUCCACGCCAAAUGACGAAACAGCACUGCAGUUGAAGACUGUCUGUCCAAUACUUGCAUCAAAACGGAGAGAACUGGUAAUUUGCCUGAUUGACAGACUGUAAGUUUGAACACAAGAACUCGUGGACAGCAAACCUAUGGCUUUGUUUAAUGUACAGUAGAUGUAUUUAUCAUAGUGAAAUGUCUUGAAGGGCCAGAGUCUGCAACAACCCAAAGCAUGAGACCUUUUUCACAAUGAAUGAUAAUGUCUUCUCGCUUCAGAUUCAACACUGAACAUUGUCAUAACUGAUGAAGACUCCGUGCCACAAACCAGCGACCUCAUCAUCCUCCUGCCUUAGACAAGUCUACCUCUUGUAGUCAUUCUCAUAUUCUGUGAUAAUAACAACAUGGUCCGGUCAAACUCGUUGUCUAGGAUGAUCUCCUGUUAUACCUGUAACCCCCACCUCAGGCUCUCGUUGUUGGGCUUCUCCUCCUCAAUGAACAUGUUCUCAUGUGACUACAUAUUUUUUUUUUACCUUUAUUUAACCAGGCAAGUCAGUUAAGAACAAAUUCUUAUUUUCAAUGACGGCCUAGGAACAGUGGGUUAACUGCCUGUUCAGGGGCAGAACGACAGAUUUGUACCUUGUCAGCUCGGGGGUUUGAACUCGCAACCUUCCGGUUACUAGUCCAACGCUCUAACCACUAGGCUACCCUGCCGCCCCAGGACAGGGAUAAUGGUUCAGGUAACUUCAGCUCAAGACCAAGGGUAUUUUUUCUACUCCCAGCACUUAACUUUGUCAAGCAGAGAAUGGCUCCAGUCAGUAGCUCACUGUGAGGACAGAGGAGGCUGAUAGGAGGAGCUAUAGGAGGUACGGGCUCAUUGUAAUGGCUGGAAUGGAAUAAAUGGAACGGUAUCAAACACAUCAACCAUAUGGAAACCUCAUGUUUGACUCCGUUCCAUUUAUUUAAUUCUAUUACAAUGAGCCCAUUUUCCUAUAUCUCAUCUCACCAGCCUCCACUGUAUGACUAGCGUGCAACUGUAGUGGGGAGGAUCAAUAAGGUCUUCACUAAUGAUAAUUCACAUAUCAACAUGUAGUGCUCAUUUCUGUAUUGCUAUGGGGUUUUUAUGUUGCUGCUGUUUGCUUUGUGUUGGUAUUUCCAAAGAGUAGCAGUGGUAAACAUCUUCCAAUGUAUAGAAUGAUGUGUCGGUGUGUAGGUCAGUGUUUCCCAACCCCAGUCCACGAGUAUCCCCAACAGCAAACAUUUUUGUUGUAGGCCCAGACAAACUCACCUGAUUCAACUCAUUGAUGGCCUGAUGAUUAGUUGACAAGUAGAAUCAGGUGUGCUUGUUUGGGGCAACAACAGGGUUUACUGGUGGGGGUACUGGAGGAAUGGAGUUGGGAACCCCUGGUGUAGGGGACUGUCUAUAAGUGACUCUGUAGUAUCUGAUAGAUAUAAUGCACACACAAGGUCUCUGACACCAACUGGUGCAUCACACAAAAGUAAUGCAACUGUCCAAGUACAUUAGGACAUGAGAAGAGAGCAGUGUGGUAAUUACUCAUUGCUACAAUGUGUUACAAUGUUACUUACAGCAGUAACCCUAUCCAUAACUCUGAAACCUAACCAAUCCUAUCGUAUGUUAUUCAAGUGUGAUACUGGGUAAGUGCAAUACAUGUUACACUGUAAUACCAGGAAUAAUUAGACUGUGAUAAGGGCACUGCAAUUUAAAUUCUAACCCACAUUUCCCAGCCCAUGCAUAACAGAAGACAGACAAGAGAAUAAUGAUUGAGGAGAUCAAAAGACAGCAGAGAAUUUUAAAGAAUUGUUUCAGUCAGAAGUACAAUAUUCAGGUUGAGCAGCCAGGAAUAAUUUUGGAACCUCAUAUGUAUUUUAAUUGUAUUUAUUUGAACCUUUAUUUGAUCAGGGAGUCACGCUGAGACCAAGAGCCCUGAAUAACAGAAAUGACAGAAAUUCAAGCAGAAAGAAAAUACAGUUAUAACAAACAGUUCAUUUAAAAAUGAAAUAACCACCAAUCAAUGAACAAUAGCAGCAAACAUAGCCUGCAUCUCGUUCAACCACCUUUUUUAAGCAGAUCUAUUAGUUCGUAUUUUAGCGUCAUCAUUGCUUACUGAGCCACUCAGGACUAGUGUAUUUUAGGAUGAACAAUAAUCUUGCUUUUUGUUUUUCCUAAUUUAAAACAUGGCAACAUGUCGUUUAAAGGGGCAAUCUACAUUCAUUUUUGGUAUUUAAAAAUAAUUAUAUGUAGACAUUGAAUAUUGAAGAAUAUGGGUUAUAAAUGUCUCAUGAGCUACGUUCAACUGUCUUACUCCACCAAACUGUUGUUUACUGGGAAGUAACCAAGAACAAAUGUAGUACACUGUCUUUAUUUGACGUGUUCUGUUUAGAGAGCAUGUUGUCUUACCCGAGCAGAAAACUCUGCAGCCCUGGCUCCAUUUACACAUGCUGCUCCAGGCCAGACCAUGCUCCAGGCCAGACCAUGCUCUAGGCCAGUUAUAGCUGAUGUCACAUUUUGCAAUGCACCCAUGCACCAAUUUAACCCAAUGAACCCAUGAUGUCGAUUCCCCAAUGAUGUAUAGUUUUAAAUCAUGUGUUUGCCAUGUUUUGUACAACUUGUUCAUUUUUAUAUA